Molecule: messenger RNA, 2064 nt
Organism: Cladophialophora immunda
Lineage: Eukaryota; Fungi; Ascomycota; Eurotiomycetes; Chaetothyriales; Herpotrichiellaceae
Exons: 1
Coding region: 1-2064 (687 amino acids)
Cellular component (GO): mRNA cleavage and polyadenylation specificity factor complex
Molecular function (GO): protein binding
Source: RefSeq, a predicted model, not a curated record
AUGGCCAAUGUCUACGAUGACCAAGAUGGAGGCGGUUUCCGUCGACGGAGACCGCGACCGAUUACCGACUAUGGCUCAUCUAUGAUUCAGUGGAUGAGCAAACGAAAACCACCUUACAAAGGAAGCUAUCACUAUGAACAAGAAAGACCAAGCCAAAGCUAUGUUAUCGACAUAUUGCCACCCCCAGCUCGAAGAGAUGCUCCCGCCGAGUCGAUACCUGUUCGCCAUCUUCACACCUCUCUGGGAAAAUCCAAGAAGCCCGUGACGGUGGUGCGGUGGAUGCCCGAAGGUCGUCGACUUCUUGCCGGGGUGCACAAUGGCGAAUUCAUGCUGUGGAAUGGCAUGUCUUUCAACUUUGAGACUGUUACUGCUAUGGGCUCCAGUUCUCUGCGUGCUGCAGAGUGGUCUAAUCGAAAGGAUUGGCUCGUCGCGGCAAACGACGAAGGCACAGUGUAUUAUUUACAACCCACCUUGAACAACCCACAUCAAUUUAAGGGCCACGAUGCUCCCAUUAGAGAUCUGGCAUUUGCGCCCUCGGACGCGAAAUUUGUCACCGCUUCCGACGACAACACUCUCAAAAUAUGGGACUUUACUUCCUCCACCAACGAGUCGACAUUUACAGAGCAUGGAUGGGAUGUAAAAGCCUGCGACUGGCAUCCUACCAAGGGCCUCGUGGUGUCGGGAAGCAAAGACCACAGCGUACGCCUCUGGGAUCCUCGGACAUGCAGGAAUCUGACAACACUGCAUGGUCACAAGAACGCCAUCACGGCCACUGUUUUCAGCCGUCUCCGCGAUCAGUUGCUUGCUACCGCCGGGAGAGACGGUCAAACCCGUAUCUUUGACUUGCGGAUGAUGCGCGACGUUGCCAUCUUGCGCGGUCAUGACAAAGGCGUGACCACAUUAUCAUGGCACCCAAUCCACCCGAGCCUCAUCAGCACCGGCGGAGACGAUGGCUCCCUGCAUUCCUACUUGCUCACCGAACCAAACACCCCCGCUGGCAUCUCCUCCACAACAACCUCGCCCUACGCAUCGUCAGACCCUCGCUCCGCGCCAGCACAAUCAAUCUAUCCCGCCCACCGCAUAUCUCACGCACAUGAUUCCUCGAUCUGGUCCAUCGACUGGCACCCCCUGGGGCAUAUUCUCGCCUCCGGCUCAAACGACCACUAUACGCGGUUCUGGUCCCGCGCCCAGCCCGGGCAGACUACCUGCUUCAAAGACCAGUUCCACCUGGGCGAGGAAGGAGCAGAGGCACAGGGCACUUGGGAUAGAAAGUUUGGGAAGAAGCAGGCCAGGGAGCUGGAGGAGCAAGAAGAGCAAGAUGAGGCGGAGGGCUUGGAGGAUCAGGCAAACCAGGGACAGGCAGCGGCUGCCGGAGCAUUGUCAAUUCCCGGUUUGCCUGGUCUCCCCGGCAUAGGGAUGAACGGGUCGACACAACCGAUUCCAGGCAUAGGCAAUGUUCCGCCACCGUCAUUAUCGCUCUUGUCAGGCCUGCAGCAUAACGCUGGUACAACUGGUAUCCUAGGCCAGCCUUCCUCGCGAGGUGGUGCGGGCCAGGCUCAUAUGACAGUGCCUUCACUUCCCCCCUUCCCUCCCGUGCCAGGGAUGGACGCGGAAUCUCUCCAGCGUCUCCUCGCCUUCACACAACAACAACAACAGCAGCAGCAGCAGCAGCAGCAGCAACAGCAGCAACAGCAACAGCCGCCGCCGCAGCAAUCGGGCCACCAACCACUCCCAACCACCUCCGCCGUGCCGCCGAUUGACUUUACAAGACUCACCCUGCCGCCUGGUUUCCCACCCCCUCCGCCCACCGCUGGCGGUCAAAUCCCACCUCCCAUGCUCAGCGCAGCUCCCGGGACUGGCAUUCCCGGCAUCGGACUCGGCGGCAUUCCAGGCCUCUCGGGCAACGGUGCCGCCGCGCCAACAAACGGCCUCAACAACCCCGGUACCUCCACCUCCGCCGCCGCCGGCACCGCGGGCAGCAUGCGCAGACGAGCGCCCCUGCCCAGCCAGAGCGAGGGAUUCAAGGCCGAGCAAGCGAGGGGCAAUUAUCGCGUGCCGCGAUAG